UCGCGGCGAAAGAGCUUUCAUCAGGAUCAAAUUGCCGGAACCUAUAGUACAGUUUCGUUGAAGGGAAUUUAUUGAUUUUUGAGAGGUGUAUUUAUAUUUGUGAAAGCUUAUCGUAGAAGUUCAAAACGUAUUUGAUACCAGGUACCAACAAUGUUGAUCAAAGUGAAGACACUUACCGGAAAAGAGAUUGAAAUCGACAUAGAGCCGACUGACAAGGUCGAGAGAAUAAAAGAACGAGUUGAAGAAAAAGAGGGUAUCCCACCGCAACAACAGAGAUUAAUAUUUUCCGGUAAACAAAUGAACGAUGAGAAAACAGCUCAGGACUACAAAGUACAAGGUGGAUCCGUACUCCACUUGGUUCUCGCUUUGAGGGGCGGAAGCCUCCAUUAAACCAAGCAUUCUUGAAUAACGGAUAAAUCUCUUCACUCCUUACCAGAUACACAAGCGACGUGCUAAACAUCGGCAGCAACAAACGCGAAAUGUUCCCAACUGUUGUAGCAUGUAAAUAAUACAUCUAAUACCGAAGCCAUGUCAUUAGCUUGAAAGAUGCAAUUUGAGAUAUACAAUUUGUAAUCGAACCGAUCAUACUUAAUAAAAUAAUUUAAUUCUAAUUCAA
This is a messenger RNA of Neodiprion fabricii, 616 nucleotides long. RefSeq names its product NEDD8 (gene Nedd8). NCBI's taxonomy places the organism in Eukaryota, Metazoa, Arthropoda, Insecta, Hymenoptera, Diprionidae. Gene Ontology annotation, molecular function: protein tag activity; ubiquitin protein ligase binding. The transcript has 4 exons. Gene Ontology annotation, biological process: modification-dependent protein catabolic process; regulation of proteolysis; protein neddylation. The record is from RefSeq and is a predicted model, not a curated record. Gene Ontology annotation, cellular component: nucleus; cytoplasm. Bases 151 to 390 code for a protein of 79 amino acids.